GCCGAGCGUGGGGGUGGCGGGGCGGGCUCCCGGCCGGGUCCGGGCUGAGGGCUUUACCCUGGGGGCGCACUCAGGCCCGCUCCUGUUCGGGCCUUCCGGACUGCACUGGGCCCGCGUCCUGAAGUGACCUCAGCCCGACCUCGGCCAGCUGCUGUGACCUUGGCCGGCCCCAGCACCCUUGCGCACUUCGGCGUGAUCCCCGACCCAGGAUCUGAGAACACGUCUCACACCCCUUCCUCAAGGCCGACUCGCGGUCCAGGGGUCAGCCGUGCGGAGGAGUGGGGCGGGCAGUGGCGCAGAGUGUGCUUUUGGCGGCCCCCAGGAGGUGGCCAGUGCUGGGUGAUGAGUGGGAGAGGCAGUGUCCUUGUCGUCGAAGUCUGGUCUGUCCCGGGGCCGGAAAGUGAUGCUGUCUGCACUGGGCAUGCUGGCGGCAGGGGGUGCAGGGCUGGCUGUGGCUCUGCAUUCUGCCGUAAGUGCCAGCGACCUGGAGCUGCACCCCCCCAGCUAUCCGUGGUCCCACCGCGGCCUCCUCUCCUCCCUGGACCAUACCAGCAUCCGGAGGGGUUUCCAGGUAUAUAAGCAGGUGUGCUCCUCCUGCCACAGCAUGGACUACGUGGCUUACCGCCACCUGGUGGGCGUGUGCUACACCGAGGAUGAAGCGAAGGCCCUGGCGGAAGAGGUGGAGAUUCAGGACGGCCCCAAUGAAGAUGGGGAGAUGUUCAUGCGACCAGGGAAGCUGUCUGACUAUUUCCCCAAACCAUACCCCAACCCUGAGGCCGCCAGAGCAGCCAACAAUGGAGCAGUGCCCCCUGACCUCAGCUACAUCGUGCGAGCUAGGCAUGGUGGUGAAGACUAUGUCUUCUCGCUGCUCACCGGCUACUGUGAGCCGCCCACUGGGGUGUUGCUACGAGAAGGCCUCUACUUCAACCCCUACUUCCCUGGCCAGGCUAUUGGCAUGGCCCCUCCCAUCUACGACGAGGUCUUGGAGUUUGACGAUGGCACCCCAGCUACCAUGUCCCAGGUAGCCAAGGAUGUGUGUACCUUCCUGCGCUGGGCAUCUGAGCCAGAACAUGACCAUCGAAAACGCAUGGGGCUUAAGAUGUUGAUGAUGAUGGGCUUGCUGUUGCCCCUGGUCUACGCCAUGAAGCGGCAUAAGUGGUCAGUUCUGAAGAGCCGGAAGCUGGCAUAUCGGCCACCCAAGUGACACUGCCCAGGGUCUGCUUGCCAUCCUGUUUGAAUGGGCCCUCAAGCCAAGAAGCCAUCCUGGUUCUCUUCAGACGCCAGCUGGCCCUCUUGGCCAAGCCCCUCUUCCUCUGGGCAAAAGGGUGGAGGGGGCAGGAGACCCGGUUCAAGCUCAAAGUCCUUCAGCUUCUAUCAUGGAAAUAAAUUAAGUUUCUCAAUGGA
This is a messenger RNA of Miniopterus natalensis, 1404 nucleotides long. It is a transcript of the gene CYC1, whose product is annotated as cytochrome c1. Gene Ontology annotation, molecular function: electron transfer activity; heme binding. Gene Ontology annotation, biological process: mitochondrial electron transport, ubiquinol to cytochrome c. NCBI's taxonomy places the organism in Eukaryota, Metazoa, Chordata, Mammalia, Chiroptera, Miniopteridae. Gene Ontology annotation, cellular component: respiratory chain complex III. The record is from RefSeq and is a predicted model, not a curated record.